Molecule: messenger RNA, 2525 nt
Organism: Topomyia yanbarensis
Lineage: Eukaryota; Metazoa; Arthropoda; Insecta; Diptera; Culicidae
Product: zinc finger protein OZF-like
Exons: 2
Coding region: 156-1763 (535 amino acids)
Source: RefSeq, a predicted model, not a curated record
AACCGACAUGCCAAUUAGGACGAUUUCGGUGAAAUUUUUUGGCAAAUAAUUUAAACUCGGAACAGUAGCUCUAUCUGUAUAAUGAAUUACACAUCAUUACUUAACGUGUCUCUCGUAAAAGAACACUAAUAUCCUCUAGUAAAGGUAUCUAUUGUAUGAUCAUGGAGCAGCAGAAUCCAAAAUCUAAUGAGAACAAACUUGGAGAACCCGUCGAAUUCAACGCCUCUAUUCAGUUGAAAAUAGAACAACUCGAAGUGAUAGAUACAUUGGCUGAAACAACUAACAGGGGCACCAAACUAAGAAAACCCGUUGAAUUAAACACCUCACUCAGCGUGAAAGUAGAGGAAAUGGAAAUAAUAGAUACACCGCCUGAAAAUGUUAAUAAGGAGAACAAACUAGGAGAACCAGACGGAUACAACGCCCCUAUUCCGAUCAAAGUAGAAGAAAUCGAAAUAAUAGAUUCAUUGACUGAAUUAAAAUCAGAACCAGAGGUAACAGAUGCCGUCAGCUACCGAUGUAAAGUUUGUGGCAAAGAAUUCCCAUCUUUCUCCCUGCUUAAUGAUCACCGAUUGAAUCACACGAAAGAUGAACAUUCAAACAGUGGUCCUAGUACCAACGGAGAUGAAAAUCCUUACAUUUGUGACUUGUGUGGAAGACGUUAUCGCAAACUCGUCCAGAUCAGACAACAUAUGAAAUAUCAGAAAGGAAAACCUUACAAAUGUGACGUGUGUGAGAAGCCAUUUGUCACAACUAGCAAUCUCAAUGAACAUAAGAAAUUUCACACGAACGAUAAACCAUUCAAAUGUGAAUUGUGCGGAAAGGCAUAUUAUGCGCGCUACCAACUGAAAAAGCACUCAUUUAGUCACACGAGUGAAACACAGUUUAACUGUGAGUUGUGUGGGGAAGGAUUUGCUACGCUCUGGAACCUUGUGCUCCACAAGGGGACUUUCAGGCUCAGGAAUGAAUUUUCUAAAUGCGUCAAACACGAAUCUUUCAGGGUAAUUAGUACAGCAUGUGAUAUAUGCGGAAAGGAAUACGAUACUCUCAGAAAGUUAAAAGACCAUAUGCAAUCUCAUAAUGUGAGAAUUCACAAAUGUGACCUAUGCGAGAAGGCAUUUAGUAUAAUGGGCCAGCUGACUGAACAUAAGAAAAGUCACUUAUAUGAACGAUCAUGUGAAUGUGAAUCGUGUGGAAAAGGAUUUUGUACGCCGAACGCAUUGAAAAAGCACAUGCUUACUCAUUCAGAUGAGAGACCAUUCAAGUGUGAAAUGUGCGAAAAAAGCUUUCUUCAGCGCAGUCAACUUAAAGCACAUGAAUUUGUGCACACUGAUUAUAAAAGUUACCAAUGCAAAGUGUGCGGUAAGAAGUUUAAAAUUUUGUACAGCCUUAAAUGUCACUGGACAAUUCACACGAAUAAAAAACCACACAGCUGUGAUGUGUGUGGGAAAGAAUUUCGUGAAAAAGCUGUCCUUAAACGACAUCAGAACAUUCACACAAACGAAAAAUCGCAUAUUUGUGAAGUGUGUGGAAAGGAAUUUCGCCAAAAAACGAACCUCAGAAGACACAUGAAUAUUCACGCAGACAAAAAACCGCAUAAAUGUGAUGUGUGUGGGAACGGAUUUCGCGACCUUCACAAUCUCAACAGACACAAGAUGGUUCACGAAAGCAUAAAACUGAAAACGUACACGUGUGAAGUGUGUGGAAAACCAAUUCGUUAUCGCUGUAACCUUAGCCGUCACAUGUUAUUAUUUCACUCGAAGUAGACAAUGAACAAAUAUGACAUAGAUUUUUAACGCGCUUAUUCCGAAAAAGAUAUUAAUUAAAUGGUGUAAAUUACCAUGCACGUCAAUCAAAGCGACACUGUCUUUAGAUGCAUUUAAAUCCCACAGUGAAAAACAAGAAGUCGGGAAAAACCUAGAUCACUUCUGAUGCAUUUUUAAAAAUUAACUAAAUUAAAUGCAUUUCUUUCCAUCAAAAUAGAAAUUCGCUAUAUAUUUUGCGUUGCGUACAAUGUAUUUUGCGUUGCGUGUAAGACGUCAAAACCCUACAAAAACUAGUCCUACAUUCAACAAAACGUCGAACAAAGUGAAUCAGCGUAGGACGUUUGCUAAACAAACUUUUCGGCGAGGAUGUGCAAAGUUGAUGCAAAAAUGGAAAUUAAAUGCAUUUUUUCUAAUUUGAUGCAAAUUUGUUAUACAUUUCUAAAGUGAUCUGCCCCUAGGAAAAAACUCUGUUCAAGAUUUACUUUUUCGUCAAAUCUUAUGGAUAAGACCACCAUUUUUCUAAAAAAAAGCAGCUAGUUUUUAUUGUGCAUCAAAGGUGACUGACUAUACAUUUCAAUUGAUAACUCAUUUUUAACUGCAAUGCAUAUGGGGCUCUUAUGUUUUUAUGGGCAACUACCGAAAUUAGAGGCGCUUGUCAAAGAAAAAUGUUAUGUACGAAUAAACUAAUUUAUAGUACUUAAGCAACACUUCAGAUUUUUUUCUUGUACACAUGCCGUCCCCAUCAUUUACUUUAUCGACAAU